Molecule: messenger RNA, 4376 nt
Organism: Paramormyrops kingsleyae
Lineage: Eukaryota; Metazoa; Chordata; Actinopteri; Osteoglossiformes; Mormyridae
Source: RefSeq, a predicted model, not a curated record
UCGGACCAAGUUUUUUUUAACUGAACCAUCGCAGUGGGCUAGCAGCAAAGACUGUUCAUCCGGCCUUUUUUCCAUGACUGCUGAAACCAGGGUAUACUUUGGGUGCAAUGCCUGUCCAUCGCGAGACGCAUACUCACCCAUAGUGACAGCGAUUUAGAGGCUCCGAUAAGCUGCACAACUCUGGACUGGAGGAGGAAACCCACACAGACACAGUGAGAACGUGCUAAGUCUUCAUUCACAGAGCUGAUGGCAGGAACUGAACCCACAGUGCUGGAGAUUUGACACCGCAGUGCUAUAAGAGCGCUGCCUGCUUCAGGGUGUGAGAUUACAAUGGGAUUUACACAGACCUGCGUCGCCCACAUCUUCCUCACCUUCUUCUUCAUGUCAUCAGAUGCUGAGGGCAUCAUCACCAUCAAAGAAAACAAAGGGCAGAAGAUCCCUCUCCACUGCAAUGUAUCUGAGGACAGUCUUAAUAAAACAUAUACUGUCAACUGGAAGAAGAAUGGAACCUCUACAGUCCUCUGUUAUUACCGUGUGUCAAACAAUACCAUGAGUGACAGCAACUGUGGAUCCCGUUAUGUGAUCGAAGGACGACCUCUGCAACUUUACUUAACGAAUGUCAGCUUCAGUGACUCUGGUGUCUACAACUGCUCUGUGACAAAACUCAUUCCCCCAACAACCGAGGAGAAAUUCUGUUUGGUGGAUCUUACAGUACAAGGUGUCGUCAUAGAAAAACUGAACACCAGUAAUCAAGACUGCAUGGAGCUCCUGUGUAGGACAGAAGGACUGGUCCAGAAUCAGCUGACAUUCCACUGGACCAGGGGCACAUCUGGAAACGAAUACAAUGCAAGUCAGAGUCUGAAGCUGUGUAAACCUGCCUGGAGCGACUGUGACACAUUUACCUGUAAUGUCAGCCAUAACAACACACCCUUCAGCGACACCUUCGUCUUUCUGGAGUGUUCCACCAACAUAAAGGAAUUAAUCAUCAUAUUGUACAUCGCAGCGCCAGCAGGAGUCAUCCUCAUCUUUCCGAUCAUCUGUUGUUGCUGUAAAUAUCGGAAGAGAAAAAAACAAGAAAACACGACCACAGUUUUCAGCAACAAGAUCUAUGAGAACUUCAGCUUCAGUGGUCCUGGACCGACGACAGACUCUGUGAAACAGGAGGAAUGCAUUUAUGAGAAUUAACUGUUGAUUCACUAUCUAUAGCUAUUUCUGAAAUAUAGUGAUUGAUACUUUGUAUCACUCCAGCUCAUCCCUGCCUCAUGAUAGCACUUUACAUGGACCCAGGUGGACUUCCACUAUGACGAGGAAAUGACGCAAAUGAUCUGGGUCAGUCUUGUCUUGUCAUGUGACUGGGUGGUAAGCUUAGCAUUUCACCCAGUUUCUGUGGGAACAGCAUUGUUCUUUCUGGGGCCCCAGCCAAAAUGUCACCUCCCCCUCCGCCCCCGCCCCGCAGAUGUUUCUAAAACUAAAUAUAUUGUGGUUAGCAGCCGCCUGUAUCCUAAAGCGAGAUUUGUUAGUUGGCCGGAUAACUUGUCAGAUUUAAGGUACCCCAGCUGAAAUGAACUUAAUUACUUUUAGCCUGGACUACCUUAAAUUUGACAAAUUAUCUGGCUAAUUAACACAUUUUAAUUCGUGAUGCAGGCCCCAGGGGGUCUCGGGCAAGUGCAUGGUUUGAGUGGCAGUAAACACCACUGCCGGGCUUCUGAACAUGAUGCAAAAAAGAUGGAUGGGUUGAUGGACUGAUAAAUACACCUCAGUGGCCAAUUCCAAAUAGCAAAUCAUUUGGUUGCAACAUACAUACGUACCUACAGCACACAGAUGGGGUUUAUUGUCAUUCCGAGAACAUGGGGGUAAUAUGCUAGGGAAUGAAAUGAAGUACUGAGGUCCCGUGAACAGCACUAUAGUCUGUUAUUCCGGUUAGCCAGAGUUCUGCGGCCAGACACUUCUCAUUCACUAGGUACACCUGCUUGCGACUGUAAACAGUGUGCUGCUGCGAAAUAGCAAAUCAUUAGGGUGCAACAUACCUUACAACAUACAUGCAGCACACAAACUGGGUCAAACUGAGGUAUUGUUACUAUUUGGUUAACGACUAAAGCAGCUAAGAACCCUGAUUUAAUUAUUCUGAAUGUGGUUUGACUGUUGGUAUCAGAUGCUCCAGCAUCUCAUUAACAGCCAUCCUUCUUGGGAUUUUCACACAAUACAUUGUCUGGAGUUUACAGUGAACAAAAAAAAGUGGUUUCUCUGAAACUAGCUAGAUGCAUCUUACAAAGUAGCCACUGAAUAGAAUAGAAUAGAAUAGAAUAGAAUAGAAUAGAAUAGAAUUCAACUUUAUUGUCAUUGCACAUGUCACAAGUACCUGGCAACGAAAUGCAGUUUGCAUCCAUCCAGAAAGUGCUUUAGCCAUAAUAUUUGCAAAAUAUAUAUUAGCAAUAAUAUAGAUAUAUAAAUAUAUUUCAAAAAUGGGUCUAUUAUAGAUAUUAGGGUACAAAAAUAUGAGUCUAUUACGGGUAUGUUACAAUGUACACGGUAUAAAGGUAUGUUAUGAAUAUGCUAUAACUAUAAUACAAGUUAUAAACAGUUGUAGAAUUAUAAUUUCCGUAUUGUACAAAAAUGAUUGUUUAUACAGCAUUUACAGUAGUGCAGUUAGGUCAGGAGGCAGAGUUCAGGAGUCUGACAGCUGUAGGGAAGAAGCUGUUCCGGUACCGGGUGACUUAGUCUGGAGACUCCUGUAGCGCCUCCCAGAGGACAGGAGGGUGAAAAGUCCAUGUGCUGGAUGACUGGAGUCUUUGAUGAUUUUCCCAGCCCUAUUCAGACACCGCUUCCUGUAGAUGUCGUUUAUGGCAGGAAGUGGUGCUCCGCCGAUGCGCUGGGCAGUUUUCACGACCCUCUGCAACGCCUUCCGGUCCGAGGCAGAGCAGUUCCCAUACCAGACUAUUAUACAGUCGGUCAGGAUGCUCUCGAUGGUGCAGCGGUAGAAGUUCACCAGGAUAUCUGAGGACAGGUGGUUCUUCCUCAGAGUCCUCAAGAAGAAGAGGCACUGGUGAGCCUUCUUGACCAGCUUGGAGCAGUUGAUCGUCCAAAUGAGAUCCUCGGAGAUGUGGACACCCGGGAACUUGAAGGUGCUCACACGCUCCACAGCCGCCCCUUUAAUGUAGAUGGGUGGAUGUGGGUCAGCAUUCCUCCUGUAGUCCACGAUGAGCUCCUUGGUCUUCUCGGUGUUAAGCAGCAGGUUAUUGGUGUCGCACCACUCAGCCAGACGACCCACCUCCUCCAAGUAGGCGGCCUCACCGUUAUCAUUGAUGAGGCCAAUCACCGUGGUGUCAUCUGCAAACUUAAUGAUGGUGUUGGAACCAUUGGCAGGUCUGCAGUCGUGGGUGAAGAGGGAGUAGAGGAAAGGGCUCAUCACACAGCCUUAUACACUAUACGGGCAAAAGUAUUGUGGGACAUCUUUUGAUCAUUGAAUUUAAGUGUUUCAUUUAGACCCAUAAAAUCAAGCACCUAGCUGGUCAGGUUGACAAACAUUUGUGAAAGAAUGAGUCGUUCUGAUGAGUUCAGCAAAUUCAAGCACGUUACUAUCAUAGGAUGCAACUUUUGCAAUAAGUCAUUUUGUGCAAUUUCUCCCCUGCUAGAUAUUCCACAGUCAACUGCAUGUGGUAUUAUUAUGAAGUGGAAGCAUUUAGGAACAACAGAAACUCAGCGACAAAGUGGGAGACCAUAUAUAGAAACAGAUCGAGUGAGGUUGCUGAGUGCUGAGGUGCAUAAUUUAUAAAAGUCCCUGAUGCUCUGUUGACUCACUAACUGCAAAAUGUCCUCUGGCAUUAACCCCAGCACAAAAAGCGUGCACUGGGUGGUUCUGUGGUCGAGCAGCUGCAUGCAAGCCUCACAUGCCCAAGUGCAGUGCCAAGCCGCCAGUGAACAAAUCACACUUCUCUGUCUAGCGGUCUGAUGGACAAGUCUGGGUUUGGCAGAUGCCAGGAGAACGUUACCUGCCUGAAUGCAUUGUGCCAACUCUAAAGUUUAGUGGAGGAGGGAUAAUGGUAUGGGGUUGUUUUUUAGGGGUGAAGGGAAAUCUUAAUGAUUCAGCACACCAAGAUAUUUGGGACAAUUCCAUGCUUCAAAAUUGGUGGGAAAGCUUGGGGAAGGCCCUUCUCUGUUCCAGCAUGAUUGUGCCACAGUGCAGAAAGUAAGGUCCAUAAAGACAUGGUUGGCUGAAUCUGGUGUUGAAAAACUUGACUAGCCUGCACAGAACCUCAUCCUCAUCAAACACCUUUGGGAUGAACUAGGAUGAAGAUUGCGAGCCAGGCCUUCACGUCCAACAUCGGUGCCUGACCUCACAAAAGCUUUUCUGGAUGAAUGGGCAAAAAUUCCCACAG